AUGUAUCGCCCACAGGAUCAGUUUGGAUCCCGCUUUCCCCGCGACCCCUUCAUCGGUGGAAUCAACACAGCCUGGAACCCUCCACCGCAUCCCCGAGCAUGGGCACCUUCUGGCAGAUGCUCUUCAAACCCUAACCAACCUCAGCUGCCCCCUCACUUACCGUCUAGUCAUGUGACAAACAUUGGUCACCCAAGCAAACCUUAUUACCCUAUCGGCUCUCCACCUGGGCAUCGCUAUGGAAAGCUGGAGAGGGUCCAUUCGUGCGUGCAAAGCCUCCUGCGUGACGAGCAGCAGCCGCAAAUAUGGGAGCAGCUGGGUCAGAUCUAUGAGUCGGAGCAAGAAUGGGAGGAUGCUGUGCGCUGCUACCAGGCCUCCGCACGCUACCAUGGCGGUUAUGAGCUCACUACACACAUCACCCGACUCCAGCAGACGCACUUGUGGAAUGUCCACGCAGCGCCCCCCACACCACCGACCCAAAACCCUGCCGCGCUUACAGCAAGUGUGGGACCUGAUGCAGCACGAGCAAAAGAGGCAUUUUGGAGGCAAGCGUGGACUCCCACAACUAAAGAGGCCUCCUCCCCUCCUCUGAUUCACUCCAGUCACCCCCCCAUAAUCCGCACGGAGGAGAUGAGCAGCCAAUGAAACGAAGGAGGAGUGGAAGUCCUGAACAGCAAAGAAGGGGUAACCCUGGCAUGCAUUCACCUUCGGCUCCAGUGGGUUCUGGGAAUCCAUACCAUCAGCCACCCACAAAACCCAAUGUCUGGAACCCAAUAAACCAUGAGCCCUGGGGGGAGCGUAGGGAAAGGCAGGAUCCCCGACUUCCACCCCAUGUUCCCUCUUACUCCUCAUACUGCCCCCCACGUCCACCACCACCACUACACCAGCAGCCCCGUCCUCCAAGUGACCUUAGUGAGGCUCGGUGUCAGAGGUCACCUGCGGAGGUCAUUCCAGCACCACCUCCUCUCCACGUGCCUUACGACCAGAGAAGACCCCGCAUCCCACCACAUAAGACCUCUAGGACUGAUAUAUCCCCUCCCUCUGAUCGCUUUCCUAGUCCUGUGGACAACACAGCCAGAGUUUGUCCUCCUGCAGAAGAGCCGGAACCUCCAAAACCAAUUUGCCCACCACCCCUCCAAGCUCAACCCUCUUCAGCCUCUUCGCUCCAGCAGAGCUGGCUGCCAGCUACAGUCAAAGAAGAAGUGAAGAGUGGAGAUGAUUUAGAGGACAUUCUGUAUGGGGAAGGCCAUGGGACUGGCAAACAGGAGACAUACUAUCCAACCUGCGAUAACCCAGUGGGAAGCGGUGUCUUCAACCACCGAACUCAGGGCGUCACCACCAGCAAUGUCAGGCCAAGGUCUGAGGCCUACCAGGAUCCAAACUUGGAUCAUGUUCUCAAGAGCCUGCAAAAAAAUGGAUGAGUCCGGGUUGUUUGCCCCAAAGAAAGAGGAUGUGGGACAAAAAAUCAGCAAAAGCCCUCAGACCCCAGAGAUGGACAUAGAAGGCAAGCAUUUAAGCCAUGGACUCUCUAAGUCCGAGGGCAGCUAUUCAGGUGGAAAGAGGUCACCAGCUAAAGAGGACAAUGCCUCAUUCAGUUCCUCUUCAACCACCUACCACAAAGAUACCUCAGGAAACCUUCAGGUGCUAGGAUUUGCUGCUUCACCAACAGCGCCCGCUUCAAACCCAACUCCGGAGUCUUUGAGCCCAAUUCCAACUUUGUCGGAGAGGAAAGGUCGUGAGGACGAGAAGGAUCAGCCUGCUGGGUGCAGUCAGCUCUUUGACUUUCCUACCGGACAGUUAGCAGAGCCGUUUGAGGAAGCCACUGAAUUUGCAAAGAUUUUGCCUGAUGGGUUGGAUGACAUCAUGAAAAUGUUAGACGAGUCCAUUGAAAAGGAGGAAGGGAGCAGCAGAUCGAGAAGAGAGGGCUUCAUCCCUGCGGCGUCCACCCACCCACCAGCAGAGGCCAGAGCAACAACCCAGCCUAAAACUGCACCUCAGUCAAACAUUUUGACCAAUUCUGCUUCUGGUGGAAAAACAUCAGAAGGAAGGUCUGGCUAUUAUGGCCCUAAAAAAGCAAUACUGGGUCAAGAAGCUGCCAACGAGUCCAAGCCAGCUCAACACGGGGCCAGCAGUGUGCUAAAAUCGCUGGCUAGUGUUUUGGAGGGACAGAAGUAUUCCUACCGCGGUGGGCACAGCCUCAAGACUGGAGGAGGCUCAGGCUAUUUCCAUGGUGCUACUAUGGCGGGCAAGCGUAAUGUUGACCCAUACACUGCGCAAUCUACCUCACAUCGGGCCUGGGAAUCUAAGACUAGAGCAGCCCCUACCUCAGACACGUUGGGACAAGGGCUGGCAGCAGCAAGACCUGGAGUCCGCACAGAAACAGACAUUUUGGAGGACAUAGCACGAGCUUGUGAGACAUUGGUGGAAGGCACAAAAGGGUCCAUUUGUAGCCAGCCGGAGAAGGAGGAGAGAGUGGCCCAAAGACCCAACGUCAUUGUUGAGAAGAAACUUGAGAAACCUUGGGUUACAGAUAAACAGGACACUGAUUCUAAGGCUAAACCUGAAAAUAUUUGGGGUGCUGAUAAGCUAGAGGCCAGUAGCGGGAAAAAAACAGAAACCUCCUGGGUAGAGGUUGAACCAGAAAAGAAAGUAGAAAAGAAUCCUGAGCCACACUGGGCAGUGGCAAAAAAAGAGGCAAGGGAUGAGACAAAACAGCAGACCCCAAGGGGUGCUGAUAGGACUGACCGAGCAGCAAGCCACAAAGAGACAGUUGAGGGGAUGCUGAAAAAGUCUGUCAAAGUAUUUGAUAAAAAGAGUACUGCCGAUAAAACCGAAACCGUUCCAACUGCAUCAGUUGGAGCUGACGGUGCUACAAUCUCAGAGGGGGUGCCUACAGGGGUGAUAGCCAAGACUGAAACGGCUGUUGAUCGAUCUGUCCUGAGUGCAGAGCAAAAGUCACCGGAGAAACCACCUGAACUGCAAAAGCUGCAGGUUCAGGAGAGCAGUUCUGCUAAAACUCCCAGCUCACCAGUGGAGAGCGAAGGCUUCCAGUCCCCAGAAGAGUUGCCCAUGGAUGCAGCAGAGGCAGAAGAGGAGGGCGCAAAGGCAGCUGAGGUGGAGAGGCCACCAGAAAGACUAACACUGUCCCUUGUUGCACCGACCCGGAGCAAAGAUGAGGGUAGGAGAAGAGAUAGGAGGCAUCGCAAGACUAAGAGGGACAGAAGUAGACGGGCUAAAGACAGUAGGUCUCGUAAGGACAAGGAUCGGCAGGUCUUGGGUAACUUGGAUCUCCAGAGUCAGUGCAGGGACACCCCUAAAUCUUCAAAACAAGGGUCAGGCGGAGACAGGAGGAAAUCUGAGGGUGGGAGACGGGGAGUAGAAGACCAUCACCAGACUUCCUCACCUGCAGCGCCAGCAUCUGCACCAACCUCUGCUUCGCACGGUACAGCAUCCUCUGACUUGUUGAAGAUGAGACCGUUCAUGGAGGGCCCACCCAAGGAGCUGAAGAUUCGGCUGAUCAAAGUUGAAAGUGGAGACCGGGAGACCUUUAUUGCCUCAGAGGUGGAAGAGAAAAGGCUACAGGCCAGCGAUCUGACCAUCAACCAUACGGCUGCAGAGAUUAUCAAAGCUACUAAGAAUAUGGUGCUGAAAGGAAAAUACAAAGAGUCCUAUGUCCUUCCUUCCAUGUCUGUGAAAACCGCCAGUGGGAACCGAGCGCAACCUCCCCCGGGAAAAACUCAACCCACCUACACCCAGUAUCUAUUUGGAGAGUAAGAGAGAUGCAUUUUCUCCUGUGUUGCUUCAAUUCUGCACUGACCCCAAGAACCCCAUCACCGUGAUUCGAGGUCUAGCUGGAUCCCUGCGACUAAAUCUGGGCCUCUUCUCCACCAAGACUCUGGUAGACGCUAAUGGAGAACACACUGUAGAGGUCCGUACUCAGGUGCAGCAGCCGUCUGAUGAAAACUGGGACCCCUCCGGGACCCGCCAAGUCUGGCACUGCGAGAGCAGUCGCUCCCAUACCACCAUCGCCAAGUAUGCUCAGUAUCAGGCUUCAUCCUUCCAGGAAUCCUUACAGGAAGAUAAAGACAGCGAUGAUGAAUCGAAUGAGCCAGACAGCACCACAGAAAACCCACCUCCUCCCAGCACAAACCAAGAUCAAAAAAACCCCACACAUCAUUAAAUUUGGUACCAACAUUGACCUCUCCGACCCCAAAAGGUGGAAGCCGCAGUUACAGGAGCUGCUGAAGUUGCCUUCCUUUAUGCGGGUUUCGUCCAAUGCAAAUAUGUUGAGCCACGUGGGCCAUACCAUCCUGGGCAUGAACACGGUGCAGCUCUACAUGAAAGUCCCUGGCAGUCGUACACCAGGUCACCAGGAGAACAACAACUUCUGCUCGGUUAACAUCAACAUCGGCCCCGGGGACUGCGAAUGGUUCGCCGUCCAUGAGAAUUACUGGGAAAAGAUCAGCGCCUUCUGUGACAGGCACAAUGUGGAUUACCUGACCGGGUCAUGGUGGCCAGUCCUGGAAGAUCUGUACCGAACAGACAUCCCCGUCUAUCGGUUUGUGCAGCGUCCUGGAGACCUGGUCUGGAUUAAUGCUGGAACCGUGCACUGGGUGCAGGCCAUCGGGUGGUGCAACAACAUAGCCUGGAACGUGGGGCCCCUAACACCUUAUCAGUACCAGCUGGCCCUGGAGCGCUUCGAAUGGAAUGAAGUGAAGAACGUCAAGUCCAUCGUUCCUAUGAUCCACGUCUCCUGGAACGUAUCGCGAACUGUGAAGAUCACAGAUCCGGACUUGUACCGCAUGAUCAAGUACUGCCUCUUGCAGUCCAUAAAGCGGUGCCAGGUACAGAGAGACAGCCUGAUGCGCGGCGGGAAGAAGUUGGCCUAUCAGGCAAGAGUUAAGGAUGAACCAGCUUAUUACUGCAAUGAGUGUGACGUGGAGGUUUUCAACAUCCUGUUUGUCACCAGUGUGAGUGGUGGGAAAAAAAACACCUACCUGGUCCACUGUGAAGGCUGUGCCCGCCAGGUCAACAGCACCAUGAAUGGAGUGGUCAUCCUAGAGCAGUACAAAAUGGAGGAACUUAUGCAUAUUUAUGACAGCUUUCACCUG
This is a messenger RNA of Staurois parvus, 5108 nucleotides long. The record is from the annotation of a GenBank genome assembly. Lineage: Eukaryota; Metazoa; Chordata; Amphibia; Anura; Ranidae.